This is a messenger RNA of Histoplasma mississippiense, 1767 nucleotides long. RefSeq lists its product with no specific name. The record is from RefSeq and is a predicted model, not a curated record. The transcript has 2 exons. NCBI's taxonomy places the organism in Eukaryota, Fungi, Ascomycota, Eurotiomycetes, Onygenales, Ajellomycetaceae. Bases 1 to 1767 code for a protein of 588 amino acids.
AUGGCUACAAAAGCGUCGUCAAUCCUGCACCCUCCCAAUGAGACUGAGCAUACCAUGUCUCGCAUCACCCAGGAGGGCAAAAAACUCACCUACAACCUGAAAGUCAUCCAGCAGCCAGAGCGCGCCAGAGCAUGUGGUGCUGGAGCAAAAUCCUCUGCGGACCGUCGGCCUGUUGACCCACCUCCUGUGGUCGAAUUACGUGUGUUCGAAACAGAUCUAAAUGAUCAGCACAAAACGGAUGUCACCUUCAGCUACAACGCCAACUUUUUCUUGUUUGCAACUCUGGAGUGGGCGCGCCCAAUUGCCCAUGGCAGGAUCCAGACUCAGACCCCCUCAUGUCCUGUCCUGACAGGUGUGCCCGUUGCUGGCAUUGCGUAUCUGGAUCGACCAACACAGGCAGGAUAUUUCAUCUUUCCUGAUCUUUCUGUCCGCCACGAGGGCUUGUACCGGUUAAACUUCAACUUGUAUGAGGAAAUGAAGGAGCCCAAGCAUGUCGAUAAAGGUGGACUAGUACCGCACUCGCAGAACCACAUGGCACCGUUGACACCGUCGAAGCCCCGUUCACCACAUCAGUUCCUCCAUUUCCGCUUGGUUGUCAAGUCCGUUCCAUUCACCGUUUACAGCGCGAAGAAGUUCCCAGGCUUGGCCGAGAGUACCUCGUUGAGCCGCAUCGUAGCAGAACAAGGUUGUCGUGUCCGGAUCCGCCGCGAUGUUCGUAUGCGUCGUCGCGAGCCCAAGCCCGGCAAGGACUACUACGACGACAGACGUAUAACCCCGGAUCCUUAUCCCGGCACUCCGAUCGAACGUCCACGCUCAGCGAGUAAUGCGUCCAUGGAUGACCCUUACAGAUACCCUACCGGACCACCACAGGUCCAACCGAGCCCGGACUACGGCUAUCAUCAUCCAUCCCAUCAGCAACCCUCUCCCAAUCUUGCUGCAACUCCACAGUCACAUCUGUCCUUCGGCGCUGCUCCUCCACAAUAUCACGCCCCUCCACCACCACCGACUGCACAUCCGGCUCCGCCACCUGCCUACACUUCGCCACAUCUUGGAUAUACACAUACCCGACAAAUAUCUGCAGGUCCGGAGUACGACCCUCACAGACAAAAGUAUACUCAGUACCCUCCUCCCAGUCCUCACUCUGACAUCUACGACCAAUCGAAGUCCUCUUUGCCCAUGAAUCCAUCAGUCGAUCAUCCCUCUUACCCGCCAAUGCCCUAUGAACAGCGCAUGUCAGAUCCAAAACUGUACGCUCCACCAUCUCAGCUCCACCCGACCCAACAAUAUCAACAACCCACACCCCGCCCCACUCCAGCAGCAAUAGCACCCCAUCCUCCUCACCAGAGAACCCCCACAAAACCAAGUCCAUCUACAUUCUUCCCCCCAACUCCUUCCCGCCUCUCCGUCGAAGUCGACUCCUCCAAUGAAGCCGACGACGCCAUCAUGAACGCCAUCCGUACGCGCCGUGGUUAUAUCCUCGGCGAGAAGCCCGGUGCGACGAAACGCAGCCGCGAUUCCUCGGACCACGACCUCAAGCCGCUCCGCAACGGCCAGCGGCCCGUCGUCUCCGGUGAUGAAGCGGCGAAAGGUGAGAUUGGCGAGACGUCUGGUGGCUCUGACGAUGAGAUCAUGACGUAUCGCCGGGCUGAUGGGCGUUUGGUGGCGAAGCAGCGGGUGUCGGUGCAUUCGAAGGGGAAGGAGGUCAAUAUUCCGCGCGAUGUGGAUUUGUUAUCCAGGCGGCCGGAGGUGUGUGCUGUUGCUGAGUAG